Molecule: messenger RNA, 1509 nt
Organism: Mesorhabditis belari
Lineage: Eukaryota; Metazoa; Nematoda; Chromadorea; Rhabditida; Rhabditidae
Source: the annotation of a GenBank genome assembly
AUGCUUUUUGUAUUGGGUUUGAUUUCUUUGUUGACUUUUAUCACCUGGCAAUACUACAAGAAGACAAAAUUACCGCCAGGUCCUUAUCCAUGGCUUUUCUUUGGUAACAUCCCUGAACUUCUCUACUUGAGCCUCUUUGAGAAGUUAGAUAUUUUGGAGAUCUAUCAAUGGUUGAUGCAAAAAUAUGGAAAAGUUUUUACUUUAUGGCUCGGUCCAAUGCCAACAGUGAAUAUUUGUGAUUACGAAGUGAUGUACGAUGUUUUUGUUCGCAGAGGCAAUGAGCACAGUCGACGAUACGAAGUGCCGUUUCUUUGUCUCCCGAGAAGUGACAACAGUGGUAAAAUCCAUGGUGUGAUGAUGUCAAAUGAUGACCUCUGGAAUGAACACCGAAAAUUCAUUGUGCGUGUCUUGAAAAAUUUUGGAAUUGGAAAAGGGAUUAUCGAGGAUCGAAUCAUGGAUGAGUUCGAGCGUCAAUUUGCCGGCGUUGAGAAGAAAAUGGAGAAUGGAUCGGCGACAAUCGACUUCUCGAAACUCGUCGAUCUUUGCAUUGGAAAUACGAUCAAUCGAAUCAUUUUUGGGUAUCGUUUUGAUGAGGAUAACUACAAAAAUUUCCAUUCGGUGAAAGUCCCACUGGACGAAGCCUACGCAAACGUGACCACAUUUCAUAAUUUUCUUCGAUCUUGGUUUAAAAGUUUACCAUAUUUAAACAAAUUUUACGACAAUAUCAUGAUCCCACAGGAAAAAGUGCUUAAAUUCGCCGAAAUGGAGGCGAAAAAGAGGCAUGAAGCUAUUGAGAAUGGAACUUACUCAUUGGAGGGUGAACCGAUGGAUUUUAUUGAUGCUUAUUUGAUGGAACAGAGGAGAUUGGGAGGGAAUGAGACGACAAUGAAUGAUUUCGGCCUUUAUACAGACAUUCUCGAUCUUUGGGUGGGCGGUCAGGAAACGACUUCGUUAACGCUCAAUUGGGCUUUCAUCUUUUUGCUCAGACAUCCAGAAGUUGUUGAGAAAUGCAGAAAAGAGAUCCACAUGGCAACUGACGGAAUUCGAGACGUCCGUGUUUCGGAUAAAGAGUCGACUCCGUAUGUGAACGCUACUAUCACAGAAAUUCUAAGACUUUCGCAUAUUUUAAACUUAAACUUGAUGAGAGAAACGAUCGGUGAAUCAAAAUUUGGUGAUUACACAGUGCCAGCUGGGACCAAGUUCUCUCCAGUUGUCUCUGUGAUCAUGAUGGAUCCAAAGAAUUUCGAGCAACCGAAUCAGUUUCGCCCGGAGCGUUUCAUCGAGAACCCAUCGAAAGCCGAAUUGGUGGUCCCAUUUCUGAUCGGGCGACGCGUUUGCUUCGGAGAACCACUGGCGAGAAACGAACUCUAUCUAUUUAUCACGAAUGUUCUGCAACGCUAUGCAAUUGCUGAGGAUCCCAAAUGUCCACUCGAAAAAGAGGUUCGUGUUCGACUCGACGGAUGGAUAAAUCGAGUGAAACCAUAUAAAAUGAAACUUACAAAGUUAAAC